UCCGUGCAUGCAGCCAUGCUAGCAGAUGCUCAGGUGUUUGAUGCUGGAGAGUUUUUCGGAAUAAUGCAAGUAGAAGAGGUGGAGGAGGGGGCGGAAGAGGACAAUGAAGAAAUUGAAGAUGAAUUGAAAAAGAAACCCAAUCCUGGAAAUGAACUCUGUUACAAGGUUAUUGUAACAAAUGAGACUGGAUUACAAGCCGCAGAUCCCAACGGCAUUUUCCUUAUCGAUCAUGCCUGGACGUACCGUGUUGAACAUGCACGCCAGCAGCUGUUGAAUGUUCCCGGUCUGCUACAUAGGAUGGCAAACCUCAUGGGAAUAGACUUUCAUGGAGAAGUUGCAGAUGAGGGAGCUAUUGAGCAGGUGUUGCAAGAAAUGUGGAAAUACAAUCAGACCUACCAGCUGUCUCAAGGGACUGCAGAGGAGAAGGUUCCUGUCUGGUAUAUUAUGGAUGAAUUUGGAUCUCGAAUUCAGCAUUCAGAUGAACCUACCUUUGCAACAGCACCUUUAUUUUAUAUACCUCAGCAAAUUGCUUACACUGUGCUCUGGCCUUUAAGGGACCUUGAAACUGGUGAAGAAGUGACUCGAGACUAUGCCUAUGGGGAAACUGAUCGUUUAAUCAGAAAGUGUAUGUUGUUGCCAUGGGCUCCUGCUGAGGUAUUGGAUGUUAACUAUUCCACUCCAGAACCAUCAGAAGAUCACUAUCAGGCUAUAUUAAACAACAACAAGGAGAAACUACCUGUGGCUAUAAAUCCAUCAGUUUAUGACAGGAAUAAAAUUUUCAAGGUCUACACAGACCUUCCUCAAGUCAUCAAUAACUUGAAACACCCACGUUUUGAGUUCACAGAAGAUGAGGGAGAAGCAGAUAUCCUCUACAAUUUUUCCCACUUCAAAGAUUACAGGAAACUAAGUGCAGAGAGACCCCAUGUGAUGUUGAAUCAGUUUCCGUGUGAGAAUCUACUCACUGUCAAGGAUUGCCUAGCAUCUAUAUCAAGACGAGUUGGAGGGGCAGAGGGUCCAAAAUGGUUGCCUCGUACUUUUAACCUUCGCACAGAAUUACCCCAAUUUAUCAGCUACUUUCAGCAACGUGAGAGGAGGGGAGAAGAUAAUCACUGGAUAUGCAAACCAUGGAACUUGGCCAGAAGCCUAGACACCCACAUAACCAACAAUCUUAACAUCAUCAUCAGGCACAGGGAAAGCAGCCCAAAGGUAGUAUCUAAGUAUAUUGAGAGCCCAGUGUUGUUUCACCGGGAAGAUGUGGGGAUGGUUAAAUUUGACAUUCGUUACGUUGUGCUUCUGCGAUCCAUAAAGCCACUCAACCUGUAUGCUUAUGAUGUUUUUUGGCUGCGGUUCUCAAAUCGUGCAUUUUCUCUUGAUGACUUGGAUGACUAUGAGAAGCAUUUUACCGUCAUGAACUAUGCUCCUGGUGUAACCUUAAAACAGGUUCACUGUGAUGAAUUUAUUCCUCUAUUUGAGAAGCAGUAUCCUGAAUAUUCCUGGAAAAAUGUGCAAGCAGAGAUUUUUAAGGCAUUUGCUGAAUUAUUCCAAGCUGCUUCAGCUAAACCUGCACCAUUUGGCAUCUGUGAUUAUCCAUCAUCACGAGCAGUAUAUGCCAUUGAUCUGAUGCUUAAGUGGGAUACUACCACAGAUGGGAAAAGAACUAUGCAGCCUCAGAUCCUAGAGGUGAACUUCAACCCUGACUGUGACAGAGCCUGCAAAUAUCACCCUACCUUUUUUAAUGAUGUGUUUAGCACUCUAUUUCUGGAUGAAACAAAUAAUUGUCAUGUGACAUGUGUUGUCUAGGCCUAGAAGACUUGAUCUGGUUCUUUAUUUCCUUUUAGAUAUGCUUAACAGCAAUAUUUAUAUUUCAGUUCUAUGAGCUGCUUAUGUGACACUUCUUAUAAAGGUAACGAAAAAUUUUCAUCAGAUGAAUGGGCAUAUAUUGUACUUGUAAUCAGUAGUGUGCAUUUUCUUGCUUAGUUCUAUAUCAUCAGUUUGUGUUGACUUAAAUGUCUCAUGGAAGCCUGGAAAAAUACAAUAGUAACUGGAGCAAAUCAGCUGUUUUUGUAGGUAGCCUUGUACACCUUACUUGCAUAGCAGGAAGUGUUAUACAACUUUCCUGUGUCUGUCUGCAUUAGGAUAAUUUACUGUAUCAUGAUGUUUGAGGUCACCCAUCUCUUCCUUUCUGCAUAAUACCAAUGUCAUCCUAGCACUAAAUGCUUUAUUCCACAGAGGAUUAUGUAAAAUAACUUUUAGGUUGUGUGUUUUAGAUUUCAUUGGAGUUACCAGAUGCACAGACAUUUAUGAAGCUUGUUUUUAAUAAAGUAUUACAACAAUA
Pelodiscus sinensis (Chinese soft-shelled turtle) is the source of this 2335-nucleotide messenger RNA. NCBI's taxonomy places the organism in Eukaryota, Metazoa, Chordata, Testudines, Trionychidae. The record is from RefSeq and is a predicted model, not a curated record.